AUAAUCCAGAGUUUGAGUGUGUUAUGCAGAAGCGAUUGAUAAGAACAUUGUUUUUGGCGUGGAAUUCAACUGCAUUGCUGAAAUCAAUAGGAGCAGUGUUGUAUUGCAUGGACAGUAAACUCAACAACACAAUCGUUGACGGACCAGUACAUAGCUCAUUUGUUACCGUAAAACAGUGAAGUGCGUACGUAUUAGCAACGAGUAACUAAUGAUUUACAGUUGUUUAUCCUGCUUCCGAAUGGAUUUCUUCUGAUGUUCUGCUGUUUUCCAGCUUCGCAUAAACCAAGCUGUCAGUGUGCAGUUGUUGUUUGUGUCGGCUUCGCCUGCAGUGCCGAUCGCAUUCCUCCGAUCGUGGGUUCGGGUGCAGGUUUACGCUGAUUGACAGAAACAUUGCAACACUGCAAAACGACGAUCGUAACGCAACAACCGGAUACAACACAUGGGCAACGGACACUAUUUGGUAUUGUGAUAUCAACAAAGCUGCAAAGUGUAAACCAUGUCGGUGGAACAUAUCUCCCGUAUUAUGGACGACUUCCUGCACCGUGGAGUGGAACGAAACGACGAAGAACUGUUGCUGUUUGAGCGAAAUGAGGAAUUUUUCGAACCCAACAGUAAAACGUGCGCUGUGAACAUCCUCGCAUUCGCUCUCGGUCACAUUCCGUGCGAGCUUACCAGCUUACGCCAGUUUGAAGAUCCUAAUUUUCUGUCCGAUCGGAAGUUGUGCGAAUCGCUCACAACCAUUGUAAACCGUAUGCCAACGCCCGAGUUUCAAUUGAUCCCACUGGUGCUGCUGCGUAAUGAUCGUCUCGAGGUAUCGUUUUUCCUACGCGUACGAAAAGCUCAUCGAUCAACGGAAUGCAUUUAUCUCGAUCAAACCAAUCGGAAGUAUGAUGUUUUCGAGCAGUUUCUCACCAAUAACAAGUUGCCAUCGUGUACAAUGUGGUAUCCGAAGGAUGGUCUUUUGCGGUAUGAGAAGAAUUCAUCGGGUCGCCCGAUGCUGGCGAUCGCUUCUAGCAAGAUAACGAGCAACAGUAACGUGUGGCAAGGGCUAACGGUUGUUGGCAGUGCGGUUGCAACGCUACUGGCUUUUACGCCUCUGAGUGCUACAAUAACGGUUCCGCUGAUGAUUGCAACCAGUGCUGCUAGCAGUGGAUUAACGUUCGCCGAACUCCUGGACAGUUGCAAGCAUGAACAGGGAACCGUCGUAGCUAAACGCGCAGUCGCCCUGGCCUUAAAUCUGACCACGUUUGCCAGCACCGGACUAACGGUGGUAUGCCGUACGGAAAAGUUACGCCAAAUGCUACCAGCGCAAAAGUUGCUGCAGCUCGAACGGGCCGAAAAGUUUCUCGCAGGAACAAUGCGGAGUGUUGCUACCGGGAAUGUCAUCGUUGCGGUAAUUGGAACGGUUAAUGGCUGGCAAUCGCUAUCCACCACGGAAUGGGCCGAACUGGCUGCUAUACUCUGUUUCGCUUAUCGCCAAUAUUUCAACCAAGAGAACGCGCUGCUAUUGUUACAUAAGCUUCAGCAUGCAGGUGUUUACAAUUUCUUCAAAAAACUAUGUCCAAACGUAUCGCUCGACACACUUCGUUUGCGAUUGGAAGGCACAGCAUUCGAUAAUUUUCUGAACUUGGUAAUGAGGUAUCUGAAAGACAAAGAAAACUUCACUGUGGAUAACAAAUUCAUCAAAAUUAAGCUAUUUGGGUAUGAACUGGAGUUCGAUAUGAUGUUCAAAAUUGACUGGCAGAAGCUGAAAUCGCUACUGCUGUUCCUGGAAACUAGCAAAUCCGCAAUCACCAACGCGUGCAGUAAAGCAAAAUCAUGGACGCAGGAUGAAUUGAAUGAUGCAGUUAAACUGUUGCAGAUGGUAAGCAAAAUACCCAAAUAUACCUGCACAUUGAGUGACUACAUAACGCUCGGAAGUGGGCAUCGAUUCACCAUGGCGUCCCUGCACGCUUUUCUUACCGCCCAAAAACUCGAGCGAAACAGUCUGCUACGCCAGCUUGCAUCAAUGACACCGGAGCAAACGGAAAUGCUAAAUAAAUUGCGCGAAUCAGACCGCAUCAGCGGUGGCGAUCGGGAGCUGUUCAAAUGGCUUGGUAACCACAGCUCCUCCAACUACUGUAACGCGUUGUUUGCGCUGAUAUCGGUAGCACAAACGCAACAAGCAACGACGUCUGAGCAUUCUAACACGAUUCAAUUCACUCAUCAGCGGAUCAUCGUUAGUUCGCUGCUUAGUUUUGAUGCAGAAGAUUUCCUGAAGGUUCCCGAAGAGGCGCGCACCAUUCUUCUCGGAGACGAAAGGUUUCUGCGCCUUUGUUACAACGCGAACCAGCAGCUUCUUCCCAGAGCCAACAAUACCUGGAUGCGCACCUGCUGCAGUAUUGAUGCAAUCCAGCAUUUAGAAACUGUGGAACUGCUUCGCAAGCUGUUCGAGCGCGUUAAUACAACGUCCGCCAGUUCACCAACGCUAGCUAGCGCUCUAGAUUAUGCGCUCGAUUUCGAGAACACGACUGUUUCGCAGGUUUACUAUAGUAUCGUUAGCGCGUGGAAACAUUUUACCGUCCCGCUAGACAAACCAACGUUAAAGACACGGUUUCUAAGUCUGUUGACAGAUGCGAUCGGCACUGCGCAGUACUAUAAUUUCCCUAUGCCGGAAGACAAACAUUUUGCUACGAACGAUGAGGAAGUUAUCACCUUCAUUCGUGCCGCAUGGCUAAAACGCACUGCUGCCGACAUGCCGAUUCCUUUCGGACCGGUUGAACGAGCCGCCUUCUGGUUGGGGUUGCUACCAGCUCUGCGCAACGAGACCAGCCGCAAAUGUCUGUACCAAACGUUUACCUCACUGAUUGCCAAUGGCACAGGCACCGCGUUGUGUUUGGAUGAUCCGUACAAGCGAAUGGUGAAGUUCGCUACAGCUAAAGACAUGGUGAUAGUUGAAAUGAUAAUCCCAACUGCUGCAGACACUGAUUUGCGCGUGUCGUUGUAUAUGUGUGGAAACAAUAUCUGCUCUAUUUGGGCUGACCUAUGACGUGACUUCCGCGAUGUCGAAGGAUAAACGAUCGCUUUUAUUCUAAUUUAAACAAACAAUAAAGUAUCUUCGUUCUU
Anopheles moucheti is the source of this 3105-nucleotide messenger RNA. RefSeq lists its product as uncharacterized. The transcript has 3 exons. The record is from RefSeq and is a predicted model, not a curated record. Lineage: Eukaryota; Metazoa; Arthropoda; Insecta; Diptera; Culicidae. The coding region runs from base 497 to 3028 and encodes 843 amino acids.